AUGUAUGCAUUGCAGGACGCGCCGCUUACGAUUGCGCACGGUGCAUGGGGCCGAGGCUUACGAGCGACACGAGCUAUUCAAGCGGGCGAGACACUCUUGAUCGAUGACGCGUACGUGCGUGUACUUCGUACGACGGAGGCGGUGCAUCGGUGCCACUUCUGUCUCGCGAAGGAGCCACACUUGCAGGUGUGCGCAUCGUGUGACUUUGCACGCUACUGUGACGACGUCUGCGAGGCCUCUGCGAGGCCAUGGCACAAGCGUGAAUGUGCUGCACUACAGCGGCACAAGGACGUGCCUGAUGCAGAUGUACGUGCUCUGGCGCAGCUUUUGUGGCUGAAAAGCGAGCGCACACCAGCAUGGUGGGCUCCUCUAGGUGCUAUGGCCUCGAAUCGACAUGCGAUGCAGGACCACGUCCGCGAAGAAGCAGCGAUGCUGGCUUUCCGAUUAGGCGUCUUUCUCGGCACGGAGGAGCGUGAAGCACUUGGCUUGACGAACGCCGACGAGCUCAUGGAGCUCGUGUGCCAGCAUAUGACGAACGCCUUUAUGCUCUCGGACGCGUACCUCGAUCCAUUGGGCGUGUGCGUCAAUCCGACGCUGGCGCUCGUGAAUCACGCAUGCGAUGCAAACGCUGUCAUGGUAUUCCCCACGAUGCAGCGCGGCUCACCAAGCAGGAUGCACCUUGUGGCUAUCCGACCUAUCUCAGCGGGCGAUGCCGUGCACAUGUCGUAUGUCGACGUGGCGACGAGCCGAGCUGAGCGCCAAGCCGUUUUGCAGGAACGCUACGGAUUCACCUGCGCAUGUGCAUUGUGUGAGCGAACGCAGUGGAUCGAUCCACGCACGGCGCUGUGGUGCACCUCCUGCUCAGAGUGGUCGGGCAGUGCAGCGUGUGGGCAUCGUCGUAUCGAGCCACGCGCCGUGGACAUGGGCGAAGACACCGAUCCCGACAUACUGGUGCACCGCACCGCUUUGGCACCUCCUUCGCAUUACCGCGUGUGGCCUUUGCUGUUCGCUGCUCACACACGAGCGAUCGAGAGGCAAGCCUGGGACGAUGCGGUGCAAUGUACCAUGCUGCUGUGUGCGGGAAUGCAAGCACGCGGCGCACGCGAUGCACGGAGCGCACUAUACCCACCCGGCCAUCCGCAACGUGCAGUGCUCUUAGCGACGCUGGGUCGCCUGCUGUGUGAGAAUGUCGAGCUGCACGAUACCCCCUCGCACCUUCUCGCACGACCGCUACCGUGCCUGUCUAUGCUCACAGACAUGACAUCGCGCCGUUUCAUGGCGCAUACGUUCCUCACACAGGCCCUCGAAGAAGCAUGUAUAGCUUUCGGGCACGACGGCGGCGCCAUGGGGGCACUGGUCCGUGCAUGUCUCGCACUAUAG
Malassezia restricta is the source of this 1380-nucleotide messenger RNA. Its product is annotated as SET and MYND domain protein. Gene Ontology annotation, cellular component: nucleus. NCBI's taxonomy places the organism in Eukaryota, Fungi, Basidiomycota, Malasseziomycetes, Malasseziales, Malasseziaceae. The coding region runs from base 1 to 1380 and encodes 459 amino acids. Gene Ontology annotation, molecular function: protein binding. The record is from RefSeq and is a predicted model, not a curated record. The transcript has a single exon.